This is a messenger RNA of Cylicostephanus goldi, 564 nucleotides long. The record is from the annotation of a GenBank genome assembly. Lineage: Eukaryota; Metazoa; Nematoda; Chromadorea; Rhabditida; Strongylidae.
AUGUCCUUACCUUUUACCGCUCCUGAUAAUUGUUCAUUUUCAGAGGAGCGUGAGCACGUACAGAAGAAGACAUUUACAAAAUGGGUAAACUCUCAUCUAGUGAGGGUUAGUUGCAAAAUUCAAGAUCUCUAUAUGGAUAUGCGAGAUGGAAAGAUGCUGUUGAAACUUUUGGAAGUCUUAUCCGGGGAGCGCCUGCCGAAGCCUACCCGUGGUAAGAUGCGAAUCCAUUGUCUGGAGAAUGUCGACAAAGGAUUGCAGUUUCUCAAAGAUCAGCAUGUGCAUUUGGAAAAUCUUGGUAGUCAUGAUAUUGUCGACGGAAAUCCACGCCUCACUCUCGGUCUUAUUUGGACCAUUAUUCUUAGGUUCCAGAUCCAAGAUAUCACCUUUGAAGACGCCGAUAACCACGAAACGCGUUCCGCUAAGGAAGCGUUGCUACUUUGGUGCCAGAUGAAGACCGCUGGCUAUCCUAAUGUGAAUGUCAGGAACUUCACAACAAGUAAAUCUUCCUUAACUGGAUUUUCCGUAAACAAAGGUUUUCUUUUCAUGAAUACUAAUUUAGUUGGC